Molecule: messenger RNA, 614 nt
Organism: Brassicogethes aeneus
Lineage: Eukaryota; Metazoa; Arthropoda; Insecta; Coleoptera; Nitidulidae
Source: the annotation of a GenBank genome assembly
UUUUUUGUAAGAAGAAGAUUAUUGAGGUUAUGUGACUCUCAUAACCUAUAAUUACAGCGUUUUUUAUUCUUUUUAAAACAAAAUGUUGUCGUCUAAGGUUAAGUUGAUUUCAAAUAUUGCUCCUAAAGUUAUUUUACCAAAUUUUAUAAGAUUUAGUUCUUCAACCACAACAACUCAAGAACCACCUAGAAUAGAAAAAACAAUCAAUAAUGUCCAACUUUUGGGCAGAGUAGGAGCCGAUCCUCAAAAAAAAGGUUCUGAAGAUCACCCAAUAGCAGUAUUCUCUCUUGCAACCCACUCAAAUUACAGAUACGAAUCCGGUGAAUUUCUACAGCGCACUGAGUGGCACCGAGUGGUUUGUUUUAAACCUGGUUUACGAGAAACAAUUUUAAACUACUUAAAGAAAGGACAGAGAGUCCAUGUAACAGGUAGAAUAACUUAUGGGGAAAUAAAAGGUGAAGAUGGAAGACCCAGAUCAACCACAGCUAUUGCUGCAGAUGAUGUUAUUUUUUUUAACAGUGCACAAUAAAUUUAAUUUUUUUUAUUAUUUCAUUAAGGAUCUGAGAAUUAUGUUUUUUAUGUCAGUUUUAAAGUAAAAUGUAUUUAAAGGAAGC